AUGUUGUCAUGGUUGCCCGUGGUGUUGGUGGUGUUCGUGGUCGAGGAUGUGGAGCUGGUGUUGGUUGGAGUCGGAGUUGUUGUAAAGCUGCGGCUAGUGUGGCAGGUCGAGCGUGAUUUCGUUGAUGUCAGCUUGGGCGCUGGCUCGCUGCGGGGUGCCCUGGCCGGGCACCCCGCCGGGGCGCGGGCCUCGUCUCCGGACGCGGGGGCCGCGUCCGGCGUGGGUCUCCACGGGGCGCGUGGAGCUGUCCGGGCCGGGCCGCCGUCUCCGUGCAGGGGCGCAAACGCCCUGGCCCCUGCGACGCCGGCGCUGCUUGGGGCCGCCGCCGUCGGCCAGCUGUGCGCCCGCCGGCGCGGGGGGCGCCCCUCGGGCGCGCCGAGGCCCCGCGGGCCCGGUCGCGGGCCAACGUCGCUGGGCGCCCUGGACGCCGAGACCGAGAAGUUGAUGCACGCGGGCAUGCGGAACCUGCUGGGCGCCGAGGACAACAAGAUGGCGCAAAAGUUGAACGAGGCGCUGUCCGCUACCGAGGAGGAGAAAGAAAAAUUGCAGGAGGCGCUCAAGGAAGUCAAAGGUCUUAAGCUGAGCUUGUCGGCGUGGGAGGCCAGACACUCGUCCACGAUGAACGAUUUGCUGGCCGCGCGCACGAAGAUAAUUGACGCCAAGGACGACAUGGAGGCCAUGAGGACGAAGGAGCUGCAGGCCGCCCUGUCUGCGGCCGACCUCGAGAGAGCCAAGCUGGAGGAUUUCGAGCAGCUGAGGGCGCGGGACAAGGACCUGGCGGCCCUGGCGAAGAUCAGCACGCAGGCGCGCGCCGAGCUGGAGGCCGAGAGGGCCGCGCGUGCUGCGGACGCGGAGAGCGCGGCGGCGCUCCUGGCCGCGGAGCGGGCCGAGGCCAGCGAGCGCUUGCGCGAGGCCCAGGACGACGCCGCGCGGCAGGGCCUCGCCGAGGCCGCCGCCGCGGCGGACCGCGGGGCACCAGAAGCCACAGGGCUCGGCUGCGAAGCUGAGCGGUUUGAAUUUUGCACCGUGAUGGCGCCAGGGAUUGCCAGUUGUGCCUCCUCAGAUGACCUCUCGCUUCCGACGUCGGGCCGCGGUGGCCUUCGGCGCGUGCAGUCGGCACCAGUGCUGCCUCGGGGGCCCGUCGUGAUGCGUCCUGCCAUCUGCCCCGCCCUCGCGUGGGCGGACAUGCUGGAGCUCGACGCCCUCCUCCCCGACGACUCGCACACGCCCUCGGGCGGCGCUGGUCUCUCGGCCAUCCUGGCCGGGCUCGACGAUGGCAGGGCCUUCCCUGAUGGAAGGUCGCCUUUCGAGGCGCCAGUCGGCACGCUGCCGCCCAGCACGCCGGCAACGUCCGAUCGGGCGGUCAAUUGCACCCGAACGCGCCUCAGCACCAAGGCAAGGCCCUUCGUCGCUGCGGGUGCGGCCGCGGCCGAGACCUUGUGGCAGCGGAGUGCCUGGGCUUGCGGUCGCGACAGCGAGCGGCCAUCGAUCGCGCGGCAGAAGAGCGACGCUUGCAGCGCGCCAGAGACGCGCACCACCGUGAUGAUGCGGAACGUGCCCUACAGGUGGACGCGGCAGAAGCUGCUCACGCUGCUGGACUCGAAGGGCUUCGCGACAAAGUACGACUUUGUUUAUCAGAUGGGCUGCGCCCUCUGCCGCCGGUCCCCCCCCGGCCGAUCCAUCUCGGUCUUGUCCAUCUGCCUGGGUUGCGGCAUAGGGCAUGAGGGACCAGCAAGACAUAAGAUCAGCCCCGCAGGGUGUUCUUCUGCGCGGUGCCCCCAGAGGGGGCUGGUGGCCAUCCCGGUCGACUUCGAGACCACCCAUUCCCGCGGUUUCUCGUUUGUGAACUUGACCAGCGUAAGUCACGUGAAGCCUUUCGUAGAGACGUUCGGGGGCUUUUGUGACUGGCAGAGUGGGGCUUGCAAGAAGAAGUGCGAGGUGUGCUGGAGCGAAACGCAGACCUUAGAGUCCAACAUCCUCCGCUACAAGGGCAGCCUUGUCAUGGACCCAUCGGUACCGGAUGAUUUCAAGCCGAUCGUAUUGAAGGAUGGCGUGCGCAUCCCGUUUCCGCAGUCCAUCCGAGAGUACCACGAGUUUGGCCAGAAGUCUGGAACCAGGAACGAGCUGGAAGCGGCGGCCGCCCAGGAGGCCGCCAACCUCCGGGCGCUGGCCGACCAGAAGAGGGCCAAACUGGACGCCGCCCGCUCCGACCUGCGGGCCUCGCGGGAGCCCGCCCAGUCCGAACGCUUGUUGCGCACGGGCGGGACGGAGGGAGAGGCGAAGCGCAAGUGCGACCUCGGCAAGGGGUACGGGUUCGGAGGCUAUUCUGCCCAGGGCGUGGAACGCGUCAGCGCCACGGCGUCGAGCGCCGACGGCUCGUCGCUGCUCGGGGCCGCGAAGCACGUCGAUUUCAACCAUCUCAUCCGCGUAGCUUUUUGGUUCGUGAGCGUCUGCCAGAUCCUGAACACUAUGGCCACGACCAACCGCGGGGAGAUAGGCUUCACCUCGCACCGCGUGCUGAGCCGCCAGGCGGGUGCAGGCCAAGACUCGUCCCACCUACUCACAACACUGCUGGCGUUGGCCAACUGGCUGAGCGUCGUCACGCUGCCGAAGUUGAACGGCGAGCAGUGGGUUGCCAUCCUGGUCGACUACCUGGAGGAUCAGCUGGGCCACGACAUGACCUUGAGCAUGGUCAUCACGCAGGUCUCCGCCGCGCUGUGGGCCAACCCGCACGUUGGCCGCCCCGUGGCCCGGGUUCUACCGUGCGCAUCCGUUGCCCUGGCGGGCUGGCGUGUGCUACGGUCUCCAGCCUCCUGGCCGCCCUUACCCAUCGAGUGCAUGGCGGCCAUCGCUGUGCGGCUGGCUGCAGAGGGCGAACUGCUCAUGACUCUGUUCGCGUGGGUGUCCUUCGAGACCUACCGGCGCCCCUCCGAGCAGUUCCUGGUGCCACUGCUGCUGCAGGUCAAGCGCUGGGCUGGGGACAGCGGCCUCCUGCUCCCUUUCUUCCGCGUGGAGGCCUGGGUGCGCUUCCAGGCGGCGCCGGAGGCGGUCAUCUUUGGCAGCCUGCGCCCCACUUUGUACGGCGCCUCGCACGACCGGGCCACCAACAGCUGGUCGGCCCACGACGUUCAAGCAAGAGGGCUCUGGAAGUCCUCCACCUUGGUCAUGAGGUACGAGAAGCACUCCCGGCUGGCACUGGCCUACUGUCGCUUCGCGGGCUCCCCAGUCGUCCCAGACGCCUUUGGCGGCCAGGGCGGCCUGGCCAAAGCAGCGCGGAGGCGAGGCUACGUUGCCAUCGCCGUCGAUCUCAGCCAAGGCGAGGAGUCCGACCUGCUGCAAGGUGACGUCGUGGCGCUCCUCAUCGGCUGGAUCAAUAGCGGGCAGGCUGUACCUGGCGUAAGGGUGCUGAACCAAGGGCAUUCCUAG
Molecule: messenger RNA, 3426 nt
Organism: Prorocentrum cordatum
Lineage: Eukaryota; Dinophyceae; Prorocentrales; Prorocentraceae
Source: the annotation of a GenBank genome assembly